AUGGACCGUGAAGCAUUCGUUAAAGGGCAGCUGGAAGCAGUGCACAAGGCGCUGACUAAAUAUGAGGUUCCUCUGAAACCCAAACACGCACGUCGUCUUAUUGUGGGCACUCAUACAGAAAGGUCAUCAGCCGUUUUCUGGAAUGCUGUCAACAGGAUACAACUGGAAAAAAAUCCGGUGAUGACAUGGAAGUUUUGCCAUCUUUUACAUAAGCUGAUACGCGAUGGACAUAGGCGAGUUCCCGAGGAAUCACAUAGGUUCAUUUCCCGUAUAAAACAAUUGGGACAGUUUUGGAAACAUCUUAAUACUUCCGGAUAUGGUAUUUGCAAUGAGACGUACAGUAAGCUUCUUGUAGACAGACUGGAGUUCCAUCGAAAGGUAAUCUCAUUUUUAAUACGUGAUCAGACUAUCAAUUUGUGGCUAUUUUAAAA
Molecule: messenger RNA, 431 nt
Organism: Strongylus vulgaris
Lineage: Eukaryota; Metazoa; Nematoda; Chromadorea; Rhabditida; Strongylidae
Source: the annotation of a GenBank genome assembly